Drosophila obscura is the source of this 417-nucleotide messenger RNA. RefSeq names its product protein new-glue 1-like. NCBI's taxonomy places the organism in Eukaryota, Metazoa, Arthropoda, Insecta, Diptera, Drosophilidae. The transcript has a single exon. The record is from RefSeq and is a predicted model, not a curated record. Bases 1 to 417 code for a protein of 138 amino acids.
AUGAGGUACUCUUGCGUUCUCCUAUUCCUGGCCCUGUUCGGCUGUGUCCUGGUGCGACAGACCAGUGCACAGACCACGACCACAACCUCCGCAUCGGCCACAACCGUUGCAGCCACCACAACCGCGGCAGCCACCACAACCGCGGCAGCCACCACAACCGCAGCAGCCACCACAACCGCUGCAGCCACCACAACCGCAGCAGCCACUACAACAGCUGCAGCCACAACCACUGCAGCCGCAACCACUACAGCCAGUGCCACUACCGCCGCCACCACUCCCUCAAAACCAGCCGGCAAAGUGACAAUACGCCGCAGGAGAGGCAAGAAGAACAAACCCAAUGUAACGAUCGUCCGCAAGCACCGCAAGAAGAACAAGGGCAAGAAAAACAAAUGGAGCAAAUGGGGCAAGAAGUGGUAA